AUGACGGCCACGCGCUACACAGGAGACUUUCGUUCUCAAGCGAAUCUACAAUUUCAAGUAUUACGCGAAUUGUGUAAUCGAUCAAAAACUGUUUUAUCCAACAAUAUUGAGUCAUUUUAUGAUACAGAACUUAUUUCAGGCUAUUUGAUGGGAGAAAAUCUAUUGCGUGUUGAUACUGAAGCCGCCAUCGAUACGUUUAAAAGUGGCACUUAUGGGGAUUUCCAGCAGUCGAUUCAAUUUAUUCGCGCGGUUAUGGUAGGGAAUGUAAUGGUAUCUGGAAUUGAAACAACAGGUAUAAUACUUUAUUACACGCAGAACGGUAUACCAGUACUUACUUAUUCGGUUACUAAUUUCCGAAAUGCCGCUUGUUGUAGUUGCACCUGCGAUACCGCUGAUACUUGUUCUGUGAUGGCAGGCUUUUACAAUGAUAGCUUAGUCGAUACUUUCGCGACAGUUGCUUAUUGGCCAGGCAGUGUAGAUGUAUCAUUCGUAAUGAAUAAUUGGUUCGUAGGAGUGAUAGAAGUGAGAACUUCGUGGUGGCAACGAAUACAGACAAUAAUUCAAUUAUUAUGGCGUUCACUUGUCGAAUUAAAUAUGUUCAAAUCCUCAGCUCGGCAGGAACCAUCUGAUAUCAAACAACAACGAUGGACAACACGAAUCUUCGUUCUAUGUCUCGUUGUUGCAAUGGUUAUUCUCAUGUUUUAUUCGAUAUUGAUUGUUCAAACAAAAUCGGUUAAAGUAAACAAUCCAUCACUUGAGAUCGUACUCUACUUAAAGUCACAAAGCGAAUUGAAUUCUUCUCUUCAAUGCCCAUGUACACGAAUCAACACUCCCUAUGGACAACUUGUACAACUUCAACCAUCCUAUCAUCAAGUAUGCUCAAGUGUCUUCGUAUCAUAUGCAUGGCAUCGAUUUUUGAUAAACAGUUCAGUGAAUACUUUACUUUCGGAACUUUUUAUUGAAAACUGGAGUCAAAUGUUGAGUUAUUCAUCCUAUUUUAAUCAAUGUCAACCAGCAUCAUGUUCAUAUAAAAUUGCAAUGCAUAAUAGUUUACUGCAAACAAUCACAACUAUUUUUGGUCUUCUCGGUGGAGUUGCUGUCUCUCUGCGCAUCUUGGUUCCCUUCGUUAUGACGGCUUGUUUCGCUUUUAUUUCUCGACGAGGACGUCAACGUGUAGCUACUGAACCGAGUAAUUCCUUUCCUGAAUCGACUCUUGAUACUGGUCACUCGAAUUCGACAUUGGUUACAAGAAAUAAAUGUAUUCGACGAUCCAAAUAA
Adineta steineri is the source of this 1278-nucleotide messenger RNA. Lineage: Eukaryota; Metazoa; Rotifera; Eurotatoria; Adinetida; Adinetidae. The record is from the annotation of a GenBank genome assembly.